GGAGUGAGACAACUUAGAAAUCCAUGGGCCGAUGGGGCCGAAUAUGUGAACCAGUGUCCAAUUGGGCCGGGCAAAAGAUUCACAUACAAGGUCCAAUUGACAAUAGAAGAAGGUACAAUUUGGUGGCAUGCUCAUAGUGGGUGGGCCAGAGCAACUUUGCAUGGGAUGAUCAUUGUUUACCCAAAGCAUGGUGCUACCUAUCCUUUUCCCAAGCCUUAUGUUGAGGUUCCAAUUAUUCUAGGGGAAUGGUGGAAAAAGAAUGGAAAGAGCUACCUACUCCGAAUAGUCAACUCCAUCAUGGACGAAAGCAUGUUCUUCGGCAUUGACCGUCACAAGCUAACCCUAGUGGGCACGGACGGUUUCUACACGAAACCAUUCGAAACCGAGUACAUAAUGAUCACGCCCGGCCAAUCCAUGGACGUCUUACUAAACACAAACCAACCCCACGACUCAUACUACCUAGCCGCCCGUGCUUACUCGAGUGCGUUUGGAGCCAGUUUCGACAACACAACAACCAUCGGAAUCCUACACUACAUGAACGGGAGUGCCCGUAGCAAUUUUUCCUCCCGCCCGUUAUUGCUACCGCCACUCCCCCCUUACAAUGCCACUCGAGCGUCGACCGCUUUUGUUGGGUUUUUUGUGCUUUUGUCCCACAUCGGUUGUGGGAUGAAAGAGGGGGAGAGUUUUCUCAUAUAUAAGAAGGAAAGCCAAAUGUGGAAGUUGCACCAUAGAUUUCAGCAAGGUUAUUUCGACAUGGGCAGAAGAAAUGCUUGGAUAAAGUUGAGGAGCUUAGCUACUAAAGAUCACCCAAUCGACGUCCCACUCACGGUCGACACUAAUUUGCGGUUUACCGUCUCCGUUAAUCUAAUUAACUGCACGGUGAAAAAUCCGUGCAAUGGCCCUCUUGGAAUGAGAUUUGCAGCUAGUCUAAACAACAUCAGCUUCGUUACCCCAAAAGUCGACGUGCUACGAGCGUACUAUUAUGGGAUCAAGGGUAUUUUUGGAAGAGAUUUUCCGAAGGUGCCGCGGAAGGAGUUUGACUAUACGGGAAAGAAUUUGACGAGUGAGGUGCUGACGCCGGAUUUCGGGACGAGGGCUUUGGUUUUGGAGUACAAUGCAAGUGUGGAGCUGGUUUUGCAGGGGACUAAUAUGCUGGCCAGUGAUAAUCACCCCAUGCAUUUGCAUGGAUUCGGCUUUUAUGUUGUCGGGUGGGGAUUUGGGAAUUUUGACCCGGAAAAGGAUCGUUUGGGGUAUAAUCUUGUGGAUCCUCCUCAGGGGACUACCGUGGGGAUCCCAAAUAACGGGUGGGUUGCUAUUAGGUUCAGGGCUGAUAAUCCA
Molecule: messenger RNA, 1338 nt
Organism: Striga asiatica
Lineage: Eukaryota; Viridiplantae; Streptophyta; Magnoliopsida; Lamiales; Orobanchaceae
Source: the annotation of a GenBank genome assembly